GUCCUACAGAUCACUAUAUAUGUCACCUACAGGCUUCCUCACUCUAAAUGGGACCCGGCGUUGCACGGUGUAAUGUCUCUGUGGGAGAUGACCCGUUUGAUCAACAUGCUGAUUGUCUUCCGCUUCCUGCGCAUCAUCCCUGAUAUCAAGCUCAUGGCUUUAGUUGCAAGCACGCUGUUGGACUUGGUGAAGAACCUGCGAGCCUUCGCAGGGAUACUGAUGGUGGUGUACUACGUGUUUGCUGUUUUUGGGAUCUGGCUGUUUGAGGGAGCCAUUAAACCUCCUCCAGAGAUCAGGUACGACGUCACCUGCAGUAAGAGCACAUCAACAAGGCUCGUGACUUGAAGGUUUUGUGCACUGCUUUUUGCAAACAGCGAGGAAAGAUUAUAGAAAAAAAGAGAUUUAAAGUUAGUGAAACCUGGUAGUUUACACAGAAUGUGGCAUUUUGUUUCUUAAGCAGCCUGACGAA
Messenger RNA from Plectropomus leopardus (leopard coralgrouper), 469 nucleotides. The record is from RefSeq and is a predicted model, not a curated record. NCBI's taxonomy places the organism in Eukaryota, Metazoa, Chordata, Actinopteri, Perciformes, Serranidae.